GUGGGAGCGGGGGUCAAACAACGCGGCAGCUAGUUGGCCGCUGUAGGCAGGCUCCUCUUUUCGGACCCUUGACCCUCGGACGUUCAGGGCCAUGGCCCUGCCGCUGCUGCCCGGCAACAGCUUCAACCGGAAUGUGGGAAAGGAGAAAUUCCACAAAUCUCAACAUUGGGGCUUUUGCAACAAUGUUAGGAUGCUGGUGAGUGACGAUAAACCAGGAAUAGGAGGAGAACUGCUUUUUGGACAGAAGAUAAAGCCAAAGUAUAGUGUAUUUCCUGAAGGAAUGGGAAGUGACUCGCCAUCCUGGGUGGCUUUUGAUAAACAGGUAUUAUCUUUUGAUGCCUAUUUGGAAGAUGAAGUGCCUGAUAAAAGGCAAGAAAACUAUAGAAUUAGACGCUAUAAAAUCUACUUCUACCUUGAAGAUGACACAAUUCAAGUAAAUGAACCAGCAUUGAAAAACAGCGGAUUGCCUCAAGGAACUUCUAUCCGGCGUCACCGGAUUUCUCUCCCACCUCCGGAUGAGGAUCAGUUUUAUACCGUGUAUCAUUUCAAUGUCGGCACAGACGUUGUCUUUUAUGGCCGGACAUUCAAGAUUUAUGACUGUGAUACAUUCACAAAAAACUUUCUGAAGAAAAUAGGAGUCAAAGUAAACCCCCCGCGACAAUGUCCAGAAGAUCCUUACCUGAAGUUACGGAGAGAGACGCUGGAUUGCGUGGAGCCCUUAUGUCCCUACGAGUCCUUCGACACUCUGAAACAGUUCCUCAACUAUGAUAGGAAGGUUCUGCGUUUCUUCUGCCUGUGGGAUGACUCAGGCUCAAUGUUCGGGGACCGUAGAGAACUCAUCCUGCGUUACUUUCUGUCUGAUGAUACUAUCGAAAUCAAAGAAGCGUUGCCACGUAACUCAGGAAGAGAUCCUGUGACAGUGUUCCUCAAGAGGGGAAAGCUACCUAAGUAUGGCCCCCCUGGAGUCUAUCAACCAGGCCAGUUAGCAGAUCAAACAGUUCUCAAUAUGUAUGGUGGCUAUUCAGUGAACCGAGUGUACAGAUACCUGCUGGAUAAAUGCAAGCUAGAAAAAUUAGAGCAAGAGUUUUACAAAGAUAGUGACCUGUCCAUAGGAACCACCAUCAACGUGUGGGGAAGGAAAGUGCUCCUCUGUGACUGUGACAAAUUCACGAAGACUUAUUAUAAGACUAAAUAUGGAAUUGAGAACUUUACCUCGAUUUCAUGCAAGGCCCCAUCUCCUCCAAAAAUAGAAAGGAAAUUUCCACCUUAUACCGGCUUUGGUUCUGAAGAGGAUUCUCUCCGCUCCUGCAUAGGCCUCAUGCCCACACCUCAUCAGAGGGACUUCAAGAAGUUCAUGGAAAAAGACAGCUAUGGCAACAUAAGCAACAGGCUCCGGUUUUUUGCAAAACUAAUUACACAAAAAUGUGCUGAUAUGGAAAGGCUGUUUAUUAUUUCCUAUUUUCUCAGUGAUGAUGCAAUUUCAGUGUUUGAACCCAUAGAGAGGAAUUCAGGGUUUACGGGUGGGAUGUUCUUGAAAAGAAGUCGUGUUAAGAAGCCUGGACAAGAAGUCUUUAAAAGUGAACUGUCGGAAUACAUCAAGGCUGAGGAGUUGUAUAUUGGCGCCAAAGUGAACGUGAAUGGCUACAUGUUUCUUUUGCUCAAUGCCGAUGAGUACACCUUAAAGUACAUGGAGGAGAAUUCGGAUAAGUUUCCUUUCAGCAACAUUGAACUUGCCCUACAAAAAGUAAAGGAAGAAGAAUCAAAAUCCAGAGAGCUCAAGCAGGUAUUUACAGCUGCGGAUUGUAUGCACACGAAGAUGGUAGAUUAUAAUACAUUCAGAGACAUAAUGAUGACUCUAACUGUCGGGAGACUCACAGACCAAGAACUUAUAACCAUUGCACGUCACUACCAGGUGCCUGAGGACCCGUGUCCAGAUAUCCUAAUGGCACAGGUCCACGAGCAGCUCAAGAAAAAUGGUUUUGAGAAUUUCGAAAGACUCAUUGCUACCUGUGUAUACCAAGAUCGGGAAAAGAAAAAAGUAUUACCCAGCAAAGACAUCAGAAGGCUGUGCAAGUCCGCCAGGUUACCUUUGACUGAUGAUCUUCUAGCAUCCUUGCUGUCCAGGUUUGAAGACAGUGAAAAACAAAUAAAUUACGAAUCAUUUUUCUGUGCCCUGAAUUGGAGAGUGAAUCCGAUGCCCGAAUUGGAAGCAGUGUCACCCAAUAAAGAGAGAUGUGAAGAGGAGUGGCUCGGGAUGCCAUCACCUAUUCCUGCGAAAUGCAUUAACUAUUUAAAGCUUUUAAAGGAUGUGUUUGGCUUAGAGGAGGAGUAACCAUGCAGCUUUGGUUACCUCCCUUUGAUUUCCUGCUCUACUUUUGCCAAGUUUGUUUCAGUAGAUAUAAUUCCAUUAAAAACAAAAAGAAACAAAGUUCAUAUUGAAUUAAAAUCCCAUAGACCGCAAUUAAUCUCCAUUUGUCAUGUUAGUUUUUCAGAACAUCAUACGAUAUUGCUGAUGUAUCAGCACUAUUAAAAAUGCCAUUUAAAGAAAGGAACAUUUUUAUUAUAUGAUUUAUUAAUACCAAGAAUCUUACUGUAACUUUCUAGCCAACAUGAUUCAUUACAACACAAAAAGAAACUGACUUUUGACAGCUAUAUAUGACAAUAUAAAAUCAAAUUAUAUCAGCACAAAAAGUUAUAUUAAACAUUUUUUGAAGUCUUUUUGACAUGUGUUUAUUACUUAUAUAAUUAAACUUCGUAGCAACCCACCUUUUCAAAAUAAUCCUUAAACUUCUGUCGAGUGAAGGUAUUUGUUUUCUGAAAUGAGCAAAGUUAUGGGAAGAACUCCCCCACAACACACACACAAAAUUAGGGAGAGAGAUUGAAACAUAUGCAAUGUUUAGAUAGUCAAAGGGCAUUAAAAAUAUAAAGUUAGCUUGUUAACAUAGGAAUAUGUGUAUAUAAUUACAGUAUGACCAAAAAUGUAUGAUGUCUGAAAUAUUUAAGGAUGUGAAUGCUGAAGAUUUUGAGAGAGCUCUUGGUUCAUUCUCCACACACAAAUAACCGCCCACCCCAGAGGUUUUCAUAUUCUAAGACUCCAGCGCAUUCCCCUUUUGCAUUUCUCUAUUUUUCUCUUACUUUUAGGACUCUACAUUAUAAGUCACAGCAGAACUUCUGUCACAUAGUGUAUAUCUGAUUACACCUCCUAACCAUGGACCUCUGGGAAUUCAUCGUGAGAAGGUUGUCAGUCCACCCCAUCCUUCAAUGUUGGGUGCUGGGUAUCACAAAUCCAGUUGGCUGGUGUUCUCAGAAACGAUGAAACCCUGCGGAAAAGGGACUUGGGUGUUGACUUUCACGACUGCUCUGAGGGGAGGAAGAGGAACUGAUGACAUCUCAAGGGUCCCUUCCAUCUCAUUAUUCUUCCUCUCCACAUUUACAGGAUUUGGCCUAGAAAUGAGCUGGCCUCUUGGCACUCAGAUGUACCAAUUUGCUCGACAACAAAGACUCUUUCAUUUUUUUAAAGAGUGGAAGUUAACCAAUAAACUAUUUCUAGAUACAAACCUAGGAUAAUUCUAUAUGUGCCAUCGUUAAAAUAAAUCCCAUAGGAUUUUCCAGUAAACUAGAACACUCAAUUUAUAUCCUAGAACCAUUUACCCAUAAAAUCUAAUUUUGACUUCUUGAUUUUUGUCCCAGGCUUUUUUUUUUUUUUUUUUUUUUUUUUUUUUUUUGACAACUGACAGUGCCAAACCAUUUUGUCACUUUAAGAUUUUCCAUUCCCCAGAGAGGCAAGCUUU
Camelus dromedarius (Arabian camel) is the source of this 3791-nucleotide messenger RNA. RefSeq names its product EF-hand domain containing 2 (gene EFHC2). Bases 92 to 2332 code for a protein of 746 amino acids. The transcript has 15 exons. NCBI's taxonomy places the organism in Eukaryota, Metazoa, Chordata, Mammalia, Artiodactyla, Camelidae. The record is from RefSeq and is a predicted model, not a curated record. Gene Ontology annotation, molecular function: alpha-tubulin binding. Gene Ontology annotation, cellular component: mitotic spindle; microtubule; axoneme. Gene Ontology annotation, biological process: mitotic cytokinesis; mitotic spindle organization; regulation of neuron projection development.